GCUGCUAAGGCACAGCAAAUGAGGGCUGUAGAGAGAGGGGAGGAGGGAGAGGGAGGAGAGAGAAAAGGGGGCAUACUCACGUAGAUCAGAAAACAACAGUCCUGCUCGGUGCCCAGAGGACAGACGCUGCUGUCUGCUCACACUGAGAGUGAGGAGAGGGAGGAGGAAGAGGAGGAGGAGGAGGAGGAGGAGGGAGGAUUGACUUUUUUACCUGCCGUAGACGCUGCACUCACCCCUCGCCCUCCCUCCCUAUUCUUUGCUCUUCCCUUCAACCCAGCCUGUCUGGAGCCGCAGAGGACUGUCAACCUUGUACAGACGAAGCACAAGAUCAGAGUGCUGGCAGAGCAAGUGUGCCUCCAGCUCCGCUACCUGCUUUACCACCCCUGUAUUACUCUCCCUCUCUCACACAUGCACACCAAAAUGCUCUCGCAGGCACACGUUGAGAGAACUUUCCCUUGCGCGCACUCACUUACAUGCUGACAAGCAGGCAGGCAGGCACACCCCCUCCCAUUAUCUGUGCGGCGAGCAGUUCUGCUCAUAUUGGUGUGAGCAGCACGGGGCUGUGUUUCGCUCCUCAGCAGCAGAAGCGGCAGCAGCAGAGGCAGCAGCAGCAGCAGGACGGGUGCAGAGGAGAGAAGUCAUCACCAGAGAUCACACACCAGCUUCUACAGCUGAAGCGUGUGCCAGUGGGACAGCCAUGGAGGACACCCUCACCUGCAGCCAUGCCACCUUCUCCCAGGUGUUCGGACGCCAGGGACAGCUCAUGCAAGCCACGGUCCAGUCUCUCAACAGCCUGAACGACCAGAUCGCUCAGUUCAUGGUGACCAGACCUUGCAGCCUGGCCGACGAGGACGAGACCUUCAUGCCGGGAGAGAGGGACACCUUGAGGAAGUCCAUGACCCUGAUGAGACACCUGCUCAUGGACGCUCAGGGGAAAAUCCUUAAAAUGAUGGAAGACAACAAACAGCUGGCACAGAGGAUUGAUGGGGCCAUCCAGUCCGCCAGUCAGGAAGUGACCAAUCUCCGCUCCGAACUCUCCGCUACCAGCCGCAGACUGGCAGAGCUGGGUGCCAGCAGCCCCCCUGCUCUGGAGAACCACCACCAGCACAACCACCACGAUGACAGCCUCCACUACCGGGAUCCGUCAGUGCAUCACAGGCAGAAGACGGUGGUGACAGACAUGUGCUACCCGACAGAGAUAUCCAGCCUGAUGGACUUUGGCACUCCAGACUGCUCGCUAGGCAAAGUGUUGUUGCGUGAGGAGGUAGCCCAGCUUCAAGAGGAGGUCCACCUCCUGAGGCAAAUGAAGGACAUGUUGAGUAAGGACCUGGAGGACACCCAGGGAGGCUGCUCUGCCAAUCUGCUCUCGGCCACCGAGCUCCGUGUGCAGCUGGGCGACAAGGAGCAGGAGUUGGACCGUGCCAAGGAGGCCUUACAAGCUAUGAAAGCCGACCGUAAGCGUCUAAAAGUGGAAAAGGCAGACCUGGUGAGUCAGAUGCAGCAGCUGUACACGACACUGGAGAGCAGAGAGGAGCAGCUGCGAGAAUUCAUACGCAACUAUGACCAGCACCGAAAGGAGAGUGAGGAUGCGGUGAAGGCCCUGGCGAAAGAGAAAGACAUGCUGGAGAGGGAGAAGUGGGACCUGAGGAGGCAGACCAAAGAAGCCACAGAGCAGGCCAACAUCCUGCGCUCUCAGAUGGACAUGAAGGAGAACAGGAUCAAAGAACUGGAGGCAGAGCUUACCAUGGCGAAGCAGUCUCUGGCCACCCUGACAAAAGACGUACCGAAGCGCCACUCGUUGGCCAUGCCAACAGAGCCGGUGGUGAACGGCAGUCAGGAGUGGGUGAUGCAGGCCGACCUGCCGCUCACUGCAGCCAUUCGUCAGAGCCAGCAGACCCUCUACCACGGACACACCACGGACAGACAGGCUGUGGUCAGGAUCAGCCCCUGUCACUCUCGCCAGCCCUCCGUCAUCUCUGAUGCCUCGGCGGCCGACGGGGACCGCUCGUCCACGCCCAGCGACAUCAACUCACCUCGUCACCGGACGCACUCCCUCUGCAAUUCCAUGGAGGACCUGGAGGACCAGAAGCGUAAGAAGAAGAAGGAGAAGAUGACUCUGGGAUCCCUGUCACGGGUGUUCGCUCGGGGCAAGCAGCGCAAGUCACUGGACCCCGGCCUGUUUGAUGACUCUGACAGCCUCACACAGCAGAGCCUGUCUGACGGAGAGGAGCAGCUGGACCGCCUCCAGCAGGCGGAGCUCACACGAAACACGUGCAUGUCGCUGUGGAGGGCAGGUGCAGUCCAGGCCUGGAUGGAGGUUGUCAUGGGAAUGCCCAUGUACAUCCGAGCCUGCUCGGAAAACGUCAAAAGUGGCAAGGUACUACUAGGCUUGACAGAUGAGGAUUUAGAGCUGGGUUUGGGUAUCAGUAACCCGAUUCAUCGCAGGAAGCUAAGACUGGCCAUUGAGGAUUACAGAAGAGCUGAAGGGGAUCAAGGGCUAUCAAAAGCUUCUGAGAUGGAUCAUCACUGGGUUGCAACAUCAUGGCUGAGUGAUGUGGGGCUGCCUCAAUACUCCCAAACUUUCCAGAGUCACCUAGUGGAUGGACGGGUGCUGAACUCUCUGAGCCGCAGAGACCUGGAGAGAUUCCUCAACAUCAGUGACCAGUUCCAUCAGACCAGUCUACUUCUGGCAAUCCAGCUGCUGCAGAUGCUCAGCUUUGAUAAAGAGGCCCUGCAGGCAAGACGAGCCAAGUGUGAGCACCAAGACCGGGACACCAUUGUUUGGACAUGUCACAGAGUAAUGAAGUGGAUCAGAGACAUAGACCUCAAGGAGUUUGCAGACAAUCUUCAAGGUAAAGGGAUCCAUGGAGCUCUGAUGGCUCUGGAUCCAUCUUUUGACACCGAUGCCAUGGCCAAAGCCCUGGGGAUCCCCAGCAACAAACACAUGCUGCAUCGGCAUCUGUAUGAAGAGAUGAAAUCACUUGCUGUCCCUCACAGCAAUGCAGAGCAAUGCAAUGAGAUUAUCAAUUCUUCACCUGUGGCUGUUAACCGCUUUGCUGAGGAGAGGGUGUCUCUGAGAAGAACAGGCAAGAGUCCACUGAGGUUACGUGCAAACAGCCACUCUGUGGAGCGAAGCCUGGGCUUUCAUGGCAGCUGUGGCUCUCUGCCCAGAGAGGCAAGAGUCCAGGCUGUUCCCCGGGCCAAAGGCAGCCCGAUGCACACCUUCAAGAGUGUGGAAAUCACCAAUGUCUGAACCAGUCUCAGCCAUCGAAAUCUUGAUGAUUGUUUACAUUGUUAUUGUGUUAAAGAUGUUUACUACUGAGAGGAAACUACACUCAGCAUUGCUGGACUUUGAAGAGAAGUUGUACUGAAGUGGUUUACCACUUCAUUAAUAAUUCAAAUAUAUUGUCAUUUUGGUCAGAAUAACACAUUGUCACGCAAAUAAUUUUUCAUCUGAAGGAGCUGAUGUAAAUAUAAAGAUGAAAAUCUUAUGGACACAAAGUUUUGUUUUUUGCUUUGUUUUUUUCCAACUACAUUUCCAAAUGAGUUUUUUUUUUUUUAUCAUGAGUUUAUAGAAAAUCAUAGUGAUGUAGAUGUGAAGACAGAAGAAAAACCUGCAAAAAUAAUUGUACAUUGUUGUUCUUCUUUGAUGCCUUACAUGCCAUAGGUCUCAUAUUUAUAUUAUCUUCACAGCGCUGUUGUGGUCUCUGUCAACUAUUUUUAACAGGUCAGCUCUUUUUUUUUACGUAGUAAAUGAAGAAUUAUGGUUGAGAUAUAGAAAAAAGUCAUUAAGAUAUGCUUUCACAGUAGAGAUACAUCACAGUUAUUAUUACUACUGUAACAGAUCAUAGACUUUAGUUUAAAACAACAUUUAAAAAUAUGAAAUCUGGAUGUGAAUUUGUCACCAAUGAUACAGGUACAGGUUUUAUGAAACAGCAGGUUGUAGUACACAAGACAAUCUUAAAAGUAAAUACAGUACUUUAAAAAAAAGUGGUUUAAUCUGUCUUCUCAUAGUGUUACAUUCAGUUAAUUAAAGAGAUCUAUAGUUGAUGUUUUGAAUACAAAUGUUGAUUUAAAAAAAAAUACUACUAACUACUAAGACUCAUCCAAGGUGAUACUGUAUGUAGAUAAAAGAUACAGUUAAAUGAUGGACUUUGAAAGUGAUAAUGUGUGUGAAAGUGUUUAUACUGUAUAAGCGCUGACAAAAGGCAGUGCUGUUGCUUAUCUUAUGCACUCAAAGGAGGGAAUGUACUGGUAUCUUUUGUACAGUUUGGUCAUGUUUUAUAACACAGUUGUACAAAAUCAGCUGUUUCUGAGCAUGAGAACACAUGAACUGUCACACAGGGCCACAGUGUGUGCAGCUAAAACCCUGCGGUUGAUCCAAACCGUAGAAAACAGGUUUGUCUGCUACUCACUGGGUGUCUCCUCCACUCACCAAAAGCAAAGGUGUUUCAGCAGGAAGAUCAGACCAGUUUAAACCUGUACAGACACAGAAGGGAAGAAGUCGAAUGGUGUUUGCUUUUAACACCACAGUUCAUAUGACAUUUGCUAUUUGUCUUCUCUCAGCUGUCAGAGCUUUUCAUGUAUACCAACAAUAAAAGUGGAAUUAUUGUUAACUGUCA
Lates calcarifer (barramundi perch) is the source of this 4622-nucleotide messenger RNA. It is a transcript of the gene kaznb, whose product is annotated as kazrin, periplakin interacting protein b. The record is from RefSeq and is a predicted model, not a curated record. NCBI's taxonomy places the organism in Eukaryota, Metazoa, Chordata, Actinopteri, Centropomidae. Gene Ontology annotation, molecular function: protein binding. The transcript has 18 exons. Bases 698 to 3253 code for a protein of 851 amino acids.